GAGAAAGAGAGAGAAAGGAGAAGGAGGAGGAUCUUUAUAGAAAAGCGCGCGCGAUAUAUAACACAUUGAUUUGCGCUUGCGUAUGCGCAUUAAAGUGUACCUCGCGGUUCUUCUCUCUCUCUCUCUCUCUCUCUCUCUCUCUCUCUCUCUCUCUCGAUGGUCCAGGCCCGUGGCCGUGUCUCUCGACCCGUAUACGAACGAGUCACGACCGGGAUACGAACCAACAGGUGAUGCUGGGAGAGACACUCCCUCGGAUACGUUUAUCCCACUCUCACCUUUUUAGCCUUCCUUCUGAUCCUUUCUUCCUCCUUCGACAGUGAUUUAGUCUGCCGACGCGCCUUUUCGAAGUCUCUUUCACCCUUUUUCUUGCGCGCGUUAUCACGCGGAUAUCACUCGAAGAAGAGCAUGCUUAUCGCGAUAAUAUCCUAGCAUUUCUUGUUGAGAAAUAGAAAUAGAGAAAGAGGGGAGAGGGAGGGAGGUAGAGAAAGAGAGAGGAAGAGAGAGAGAGAGAGAGAGAGAGAGAGAAAGAGAAAGAGAGAUGGAAACACGCGCGAAACACCCGGGAACGUGAAAAAUCAAGUUGAUUCGUGGUUUUACACACUCCUGCAACUCGCCAGCCGAUCUACAGGAUAUGCAUCUUUAUUGUUCAUCAAUUUCUUCAACUUUUUUUAUCCGACGAAUGGGUGGUGAUGGAGGAGGAAAGAAACUCGAGAGUACGCGAGACUGACUCCGUUGUUACGAUGAACAACCUCGUUUUUCCUCGAUAAGGUCUUCGCUUUUUAAGUGUGUGCAUUACAACUAUUCUUCAGGGAUAUAUUCGAUGACAAGAAAAUGCCAUGACGAAGUGAAGAAUCGACGACACAGAAAGUAGGAAUAGCAGAAUGCCUCAAGAAAGCAUUCGUUGGCAAGGGACCCAGAGGAGAGCCUGUGGCCCAGGGGCACACUGGAACGUUCAGGUGGUCAGAGGAAAGGUGACAACGCGAUGCUUGUGGCAUGCCUGCAAAGCUCUUGGCAUUGGGCUGCUGUUGAUGCUUCUGGGUGCUUGCAUGGCGACUAUAGGUUAUUACGCGGAUCAAUUAUCGGUGGCGCAAGAGGUCAGAGGUAAUUUGACGGUAAAAGUGAAAAACGAGUCACGAGAGUUUCACUUGAACAACCUCAGUUACGCCGGACCGAUAGUCAUGGGUGUAGGAGGAUUUAUCGUGGUGGCCGUGUGCGUGAUGACCUUCGAGGCGCGCGACAGCGCGGCAAAAGUAGUACCGGCACGUUUUCGAUUCAAUCAGAGUACGUUAAAAGGUGCGAGGACUCAACGAAAUCGUAGAUCCACGUCAUGUCAAACGACUAAUAAUAAGUGGGAUCAUCAAUAUGGUCUCUUUAGGAUCAAUCGGAGCUUGAGUCCAAGCGCUCAUGAAAUCUCCCGAAGACAGUUGAAGGCUGAACUAGUGCGAUUUUCACGAGAUUUACACGAGAAAAGUGUAUCGCAUACGAUAAAAAAAAGUCCCAGUGCUCCGAUUUUGAUCGAUAAGAAAUCACCUCGCAGAGAGACUCCUCAGUAUGCUGGCUGUGCAUUCCUCAACCCACAAUUAUUGCAGAGACAUGCUCUAUCCGUUGAUAAUCCCGCUUACAGUCCUCCUCAAGUUAGUCGGGAGAGUUUGGAAUAUCCAAAGUUAACUGGCAGUCAGGCUUCCAUGGCGAUGGAUCUUCAUAUCCCUAAUAAAGGACCGGUUACAUUAAGAGUAAAAGAUCGAUCGGAUACGGCGAGACGUCAUCAGUUGCUUCGACAAACGAAAAUCGAAGAUGUCGAGGAGAUCGUGGAAACGAAAAGGCCAACAUCUGGAUAUAUAUAUUCACCUAGAUUAUCAGGUCUAUAUAGCAAGUAUCCUGGGGAGUACGUAAUCAGCAAAAGGAAUUCCGUGGACGUUCGAUAUCUGGAAGAUCUUGGACCCAUUUUAAAAGAUUCGACGAAAGUUUCGCCACGAGAUUUUCGAAAACUUUCAUCUCCGAAUUUUCGUAAAAUGUCUUUCGAUAGAAUCGGUGGUGAGCAUAGAUUGGAUAAGUCGAUGGGUCAUCGAAAGGCUAGUUUGGAGUUUAGAAGGAGUCCGGAUUUUCGUCGAGGUGAUUACAGAAAGCUAUCGGUGGACAGAUUCAGCGUGGAUUACACCAGAUGCGUAAUGGACGAGCUCGAGAUUAAAUCCAAGGCAAGUAGUGGCGAGAGCCUAAAGAGACAACGUUAUCCGAAGCUUCAUCAUUCUCGAUCGGACGACAACAGAAGACGUUCCUUCGAUAAAGGUCAAAGGGAGUCACAAUCCAGCAGAUAUUCGUUGAACACGCAAGGUGCUACGGACAGUGCCGAUUACGAUCUAAGAUAUUUUAUAUCGACUUCCUUGAGUACUGAGGAAAGUCGUACGGAAAAUCCGGAAGAUAGUCAUGGUUUUGACAUCGACGAAUCCUUGACUAAUCCUUCGCCGUUAGAGGGUCAAGCGGAAACGGAUACGCUCUUGGAAGAACCCGAAUUAGAGAAUCUCACGGAGAACGACACCGAGAGUUCGGCUGAUCGUUUGAAUUGCGAAGAUACGAAGAAGGUACAGGAUUAUUCGAUAAAGGGUGAAGAUAUGAUGCUGCAGGAUUGGAAGAACGUUUUGAAGGAAUCUGAGAUGAAGAGGGAAACGAUGUUAUGCAUAGAAGACGACGAAGUUUGAAAUUAUUUCGUUUAUUACUUUUUCGAACGUUUUCCUGAAGAAGAAAGUAGGUUCGUGGUUUCAUUCUGGAUCGACGUGCCUAAUCGAGUUUACUAAUGGCGUUGCACUAAUAUAACAUGGUACAAACGAUCAAUAUAUUUUAAGCGAUUUGUUGUACAUAUCUGUGUAAUUUGAAAAAGUGCGCUCUAAAGAAGCAAUUAUAUCGUCGAAUACGAAUAAAGAGAGCGAGAGAGAGAGAGAGAGAGAGAGAGAGAGAGAGAGAGAGAGAGAGAGAGAGAGAGAGAGAGAGAGACGUUCAAAGGACUUAAACGGUCGAUUUGUGAAGCGAGCCCAAAAAAGAUUAGAUUUCGAGGACCAUUGAUUUAGAUAGAGGAUACAACUCUGUGAUUUGUAACGUGUAGCAAUGCUGUAAGAUGACGAAAGGCAAUCAUGAAAAAAGAACGAGCUUUUUAAAUUACAGGAGAUUUUACAAGAUUUUAAUACGACACUCGUUAGUACGGCCUUUGAAUUGUUAUUAUAUUAUCAAUGUUCUGAAAUAUAAAAUAUUUAUUGUAGAUGCAUUGUGUAUAAGAAACAGGAAGGAAAAGAUGUAGUUUUAGAUUUUCUUUAAAUCGCUCGAUCGUCGAUCCUUUACUUCGUUUUAAUUAGAUCGAAGAAUUAUUUAUCAAUCGAUGUUUCUGAUGUCACAGAGAGCGAAUUAAAGCGAGAAAAGGACAAUAAAAUUCGCACGAGUUUUGUCACGCAACACUCUAAAGCCUUUAGAAUCUAAUGAGGUGGAUCAUUUUUCUCUUAUACCACUUGUUUAUCUUAACCUCAAU
Vespula pensylvanica (western yellowjacket) is the source of this 3514-nucleotide messenger RNA. RefSeq lists its product as uncharacterized. The record is from RefSeq and is a predicted model, not a curated record. The coding region runs from base 882 to 2696 and encodes 604 amino acids. NCBI's taxonomy places the organism in Eukaryota, Metazoa, Arthropoda, Insecta, Hymenoptera, Vespidae. The transcript is spliced from 9 exons.